Molecule: messenger RNA, 800 nt
Organism: Gavia stellata (red-throated loon)
Lineage: Eukaryota; Metazoa; Chordata; Aves; Gaviiformes; Gaviidae
Gene: HES1
Product: hes family bHLH transcription factor 1
Exons: 4
Coding region: 1-777 (258 amino acids)
Biological process (GO): Notch signaling pathway; regulation of neurogenesis; negative regulation of neuron differentiation
Cellular component (GO): nucleus
Molecular function (GO): DNA-binding transcription factor activity, RNA polymerase II-specific; protein dimerization activity; RNA polymerase II cis-regulatory region sequence-specific DNA binding
Source: RefSeq, a predicted model, not a curated record
AUGCCGGCCGACCUGAUGGAGAAGAGCAGCGCCUCGCCGGUGGCCGCCACCCCCGCCAGCGUCAACGCGACGCCCGACAAGCCCAAGACGGCGGCGGAGCACCGGAAGUCCUCCAAGCCCAUCAUGGAGAAGCGGCGGCGGGCGCGCAUCAACGAGAGCCUGGGGCAGCUGAAGACGCUCAUCCUGGACGCGCUGAAGAAGGAUAGCUCGCGGCACUCCAAGCUGGAGAAGGCCGACAUCCUGGAGAUGACCGUCAAGCACCUGCGGAGCCUCCAGCGAGCCCAGAUGACCGCCGCGCUGAGCACAGACCCCACGGUGCUGGGCAAGUACCGUGCCGGCUUCAGCGAGUGCAUGAACGAGGUGACACGGUUCCUCUCCACCUGCGAGGGCGUCAACACCGAGGUGCGCACCCGGCUCCUGGGCCACCUGGCCAGCUGCAUGACCCAGAUCAACGCCAUGAACUACCCUGCGCCCCCCCCACCGCCCCCGCUGCCACCAGCUGCAGCCUUUGGGCCACCCCUGGUGCCGCCGGGCAGUGGUGCGGGGCCACUCCCGGGCAUGCCCUGCAAGCCGGGUUCUGACGCAGCCAAGGUGUACGGUGGCUUCCAGCUGCUGCCGGCCUCCGAUGGGCAAUUUGCCUUCCUCAUCCCCAGCACCGCCUUUGCUCCCAGCAGUGCUGUGCUGCCCCUGUACGGUGGCCCACCCACAGCUGCCACUGCUGCUUCGCCGCCUGGCCCGCCACCCGGCACAGCUGACUCGGUCUGGAGACCCUGGUGAGGGUGGCAGGCACUGGACUGGAC